Messenger RNA from Exaiptasia diaphana, 774 nucleotides. RefSeq names its product transmembrane protein 186-like. The record is from RefSeq and is a predicted model, not a curated record. Gene Ontology annotation, cellular component: mitochondrion. The transcript has a single exon. NCBI's taxonomy places the organism in Eukaryota, Metazoa, Cnidaria, Anthozoa, Actiniaria, Aiptasiidae. The coding region runs from base 71 to 757 and encodes 228 amino acids.
UAAAAAUGUUCAAAAUGGUAGGGAUUUAGACACACAAUAUCUUCUAUUUUUAAGAUUGGAUGUGAUAAAAAUGUCAUUUCUUGGCUUACUACGAAGUAAGAACACUCUGUUCUUCAAAGUCCGUUACCUUGGUAGCUUGAAACGUGCAAUUUUACCUGUUUUAAACUCCCAAAACGUACCCUCCAUUUUAGCACAUUGCUACAACUCUUCAAACCUCACCAACGACAGAGAAGUGCAGCAGGGUAGUAAGGAAGUUUUGUACAGGUAUAAAUGGAUAAAACAAUUAAGAAUGGUAUCAAGAGUGAAAAUUCUACAUUGUCUAAUCGUGAGUGGGCUUACAGGACCAAUGUGUGUUUGGUAUGGUAAUGGUAUUAUCAAUGGAAAUGUGCUAUUUGCAACAAUCUUUGCUGCAACAGCUUCUACUAUUGGCCUAUUUGCACUCAGUUAUUUCUUUAGACGAGUCAUUGGAGAACUAUCUUACGAUAAAGUAAAUGACCAAGUGACAAUAUCAUCUUUAACAUUCUGGGGUAAUCGUCGAAAUACUGAAAUCCCAUCGAGUGCCCUUGUUCCCAUGACUGACCAUGGAUUUAGUGACAAGAAUUUGUUCCAUAGGGUGGAGAGAUAUGAGAAUGACUUUGUUUUCUUAUUAAACCUACGACACGGAAAGAUUUAUAACUAUGACAGAUUGCUAGAAGUGUUAGGAUUACAUGAAGAACUUCAUGAAAGACACAGGUUACCCAACCAGGAAAGGUUGUGAAUGGUAAAGUGUUGGUG